AUGUCUAAAAUUGGUCUUUUGCUUAUCCACCCCGCUAUUUCAACCACUCCUGAGAUGGUUGUCAAUGCUAAAGCCAGCGCUGAACAAAAAGGUUUUAAGUUUGUUGACCAGUACUUAAUUAAUAAAGUUAAUGAUGGCUCAAUAAAGUUGAAAAAUGAUAAUUAUGAUGUAAUUAGAUAUUUAACCCCCGAAAAACCUGAAGAUAUUAAAUUUCCUAAAAAACUUAUUGAACUUUUGAAGAACUCUUUAAAAGUAAACGGGGUAUUGUAUGGAUUAAGUGAUGUAUAUAAGAUUGACGCUGUUAUUAAUGGAUUUGAAAUUGUUAACAACGGUAAAAACGAUAAUGACGAGUAUCAUUGGAUCAAGACACAGGAGAAUCAUGUAGCUCCUCAAGCAAUAUCAUUAAAAACUAAGACAAAUUUCUCCAACGAAUCAAAUAAAAAAAGUUUACCAAGUUUCAAAAAAGCUUCUCUGCCAACAUUUAAAAAGGCUACACCAGACGUUGAAAUCGUUAAAACUGCAGUGAUAACUGAUGACUUAGAUGACGAUUUAGACAAUGAGAAUGAAAAUGAUAUUUUCAGUAAUUCUUCAAAGGCUCGUUUCCUAGAUAUUAAUGAUGACGAUGAUGCCGAUGGCGAGUCUAUUGAUGAGGAUGAUUUAGUGGAUGGGAAAAUUGGUAAUGUAUCUAUGAUCAUCUGUGGUAAAACUAAAACAAAAAAGAAGAAAGCUUGCAAAGAUUGUACAUGUGGCAUGAAAGAGGAAGAAGAACAGGAAGUAAACAGGAUUAGAUCUCAACAAGAAAAAGUUAUUAAAUUCACUGAAGAUGAAUUAACUGAAAUCGAUUUUACUAUUGAUGGUAAGAAAGUAGGUGGCUGUGGUUCAUGCUCUCUUGGUGAUGCUUUUAGAUGUAGUGGCUGCCCAUAUUUAGGUUUACCUGCAUUCAAACCUGGAGAAGUCAUUAAUUUAAACAGCAUUUCCGAUGAUUUAUAA
Arxiozyma heterogenica is the source of this 990-nucleotide messenger RNA. It is a transcript of the gene DRE2, whose product is annotated as electron carrier DRE2. Gene Ontology annotation, cellular component: cytoplasm. The coding region runs from base 1 to 990 and encodes 329 amino acids. The transcript has a single exon. Gene Ontology annotation, biological process: iron-sulfur cluster assembly. NCBI's taxonomy places the organism in Eukaryota, Fungi, Ascomycota, Saccharomycetes, Saccharomycetales, Saccharomycetaceae. Gene Ontology annotation, molecular function: iron-sulfur cluster binding. The record is from RefSeq and is a predicted model, not a curated record.